AUGCUUUGGUAUAAUUCUUCUUAUUCCUUGAAUUUAAAGAUAAAUGGAAAUAUUGAAAUGAUUGCUAUUUACUUAAGCAUAUGCGGAUUUUUAACCUAUAUUAUUAUGCUUAUUUACUUCGCAUUUAAACAAAACAAGAAAAAGUCUAUUGAAAAAGAAUCCAUGAUCACCAAAACUUCAAAAUCUUUUCAAUUUUCAGGCAAAGUUGAUACUCAGUCAGGUAUCGACCAAAGCACAAUUUUAGACAUAAGUGCAAUCGACAGCAAGCAGCCAAAGCCUAACUCCCCCCCCCCCCUCCGUGAGCGAACAAAAAAAUUUUUGUUCACUCACGGAGGGGGGUUAAUUUUUUUUUUUAAAAAAAAAUUUAUAUAUAAAUUUUAUAAAAAAUAUUUUUUUCGAAAUUUAAAAAAAUCCUAAUUUGCAAAAAUUGGGAAGCAAAUAUUAAUUUAAUUUGCAAAAUUUAUGUUUUAAAACGCAAUUUGUUUAAAAUUAAACAGAAUUAGCUCUAGAUUUCAUUAUACUAAUUUAUCACUUAUAUAUCAAAAUUUUUUUCCAUUAAAAUUUUUUCUAUUAAAAAAAAUUUUUGUUUACUCACGGAGGGUGGGUUUUUGGUCAAAAAAUGGCGAUUUUUCUAAUGGUUUUGUUCGCUCACGGAGGGGGGGGGGAGUAAGCCAAAAUUUAAAAAGCCAAACGAAGAUCCAGAAUCCCUAAAUUCCACCACUAUUAAACGGCCUAAAUUUAAAAGAAAUUUAACUAUCCAAAUACCUGCCAGUCCCCAAUAUAAAGACCUUAAAAAAUUGCAAGACCAAGAAAAAGAGUUUAUAUUUGGCUACUUCAAAGAACAGUGCUAUCCGCUUUCUUUUUAUUACUCUCACAAAGAGACAUUUAAAAGAACAUCAAUGAUCACCAUAUGAUGGACAGGAAUUUUUACUGAAUUUUUUUUGGUUUUACUUCUGUUUUAUGAAGAUCUAAAACCAGGAGAUAGUGCUGGGAAAUUUGUCCUAUAUCCAAUAAUCUCAUGCAUGGGAGUACUACCAGUUGGGUUUGCCCUUACACCUCUGUUUCGUGACAAUGUAUAAAAUAUUUAGGGCUCAAUUAUUUCAAUUAUUCUAAAUUUAUUAGGAUAUAUUAUCAGCUGAAUCGCGAUGAUUGCAGUUUGUUUAUCAAGCUUCAUAUUAGAGGUAGUUUAUAUUUAGCUUGACGAUGAAAUAUCAUUUGUUGUCGCAUUUGGGAUUUGUCUUUUUAUUGAAAUCGCAGUUAUGGAACCUAUUAAAACUAUUGUUAAAGCUGCUGGGUAUUUAUGGUUUAAAGAACAAAAUAUUAUGGCUAAAUUUUGUAUUGAAAUUUAA
This is a messenger RNA of Blepharisma stoltei, 1349 nucleotides long. The record is from the annotation of a GenBank genome assembly. NCBI's taxonomy places the organism in Eukaryota, Ciliophora, Heterotrichea, Heterotrichida, Blepharismidae.